Molecule: messenger RNA, 432 nt
Organism: Penicillium subrubescens
Lineage: Eukaryota; Fungi; Ascomycota; Eurotiomycetes; Eurotiales; Aspergillaceae
Product: cupin domain-containing protein
Exons: 2
Coding region: 1-432 (143 amino acids)
Source: RefSeq, a predicted model, not a curated record
AUGGCUGCUGCAAACCGAAAGGUGAUUAAAAUUGGGGACACCUAUCAAAUUGAAGGGCGGCCACGGGAAAAAUUCGAGGUCCUCAAGGUCUACAAUCCAUCGAACAUACCGGGAAAAUCAGUCCUGGUCCUCUCAAUUCAUAUGGACGCAAACGCAGCCACGCCUUCUCACACUCAUGGCGGAGCAGCAGCUAUUGCCAUGGUGAUUGAUGGGACAGUUCUCAAUCAAAUGAAUUGUGACGAACCAAUCGUGUCGAAAAAGGGCGACUUCUGGUAUGAAGCUCCCGGUUGUCACCAUGUCCGAUCAGAGAACACCAGCGGAUCGGAGACGGCCAAAUUUUUGGCAAUUCUCAUUGUUGAUGAUGAAGUGAUACAAGAUGGCUUUGAGAACAUUUUCGUUUUGGACGCAGAGAAGGAGGAGAACAGGGGGUAG